This is a messenger RNA of Rhizoctonia solani, 930 nucleotides long. RefSeq names its product syntaxin protein. Bases 1 to 930 code for a protein of 309 amino acids. Gene Ontology annotation, cellular component: membrane; SNARE complex; endomembrane system. Gene Ontology annotation, biological process: vesicle fusion; vesicle-mediated transport; intracellular protein transport. The record is from RefSeq and is a predicted model, not a curated record. NCBI's taxonomy places the organism in Eukaryota, Fungi, Basidiomycota, Agaricomycetes, Cantharellales, Ceratobasidiaceae. Gene Ontology annotation, molecular function: SNAP receptor activity; SNARE binding. The transcript is spliced from 6 exons.
AUGGCUACACUCAGCGCAUACCAUCCUACGACGCGCUCCCGAACCAAUCUUUUUAUAUCUUAUCGCGAUUCACAAGCGCGCGCUUCUCGCUAUGCUCGGUCCCGACGUCAGUAUGUAGACAUCGACGACGAUCCCGACGCCGGUGAGGCUCAGCGGCUUAUCAUCGACGACAACUCGGCGAAUGCCGCGCUCCACAUCGAUAUUACGCCUCCAUGGUUGGAUAUUUCGGACCAGGUAGAAAUGGCUAUCGUCGAUACCAGAAACAAGAUCCUGGCCCUUGACAAGCUUCAUGCCAAGCACGUGCUUCCGGGAUUCAAGGACCGUUCUGAAGAGGAACGCGAAAUUGAGCAACGUACGAACGAAAUAACACGCGAGUUUAGACGUUGUCAUUCGUUAAUUCAACGAAUAUCCGCCUCGGGCCACACUUUUCCCCCUAAUUCCCACUCUUCUCAAAACGAUGUUACAUCGGCUCGCAAUGUCCAACGUGCACUUGCUGCUAAGGUUCAGGACCUCAGUGCCUUGUUCCGAACCAAGCAGCGGAUUCAUCGCCCAUCAGAGCUUCAAGGCCGUGCAAUCAGCCGCAACGAUCAGAUGAUCGCAUCUGGUCUCCUGCCUUCCAAUACUACUAAUACUUACGAUUCAGUUCAGGAGGACGAAGAAGCGUCUCGAUCACAGCUCUCCGCUAUGCAACAUUCGGACCCGAGUUUAGCCGCCAGGAAUCAUGAGAUUGCUGAGAUUGCGAAGUCCAUUGUUUCUUUGGCCGAGCUCUUCAAAGAUUUGUCUAAUUUAGUCAUCGACCAAGGCACAAUUUUGGAUAGUGUGGAGUAUAACAUUCAACAAACAGCGAUUCAUAUGGAAGAUGCUGUCAAGGAGCUUGACAUUGCAACUCGGUUUGUCACGAUCCCUUUCCCUUUUGAGCCAUCCUAUUAA